Messenger RNA from Strigops habroptila (Kakapo), 5991 nucleotides. RefSeq names its product protein phosphatase 1 regulatory subunit 12A (gene PPP1R12A). Gene Ontology annotation, biological process: signal transduction. Bases 183 to 3647 code for a protein of 1154 amino acids. Gene Ontology annotation, molecular function: enzyme inhibitor activity; protein kinase binding; phosphatase regulator activity. The record is from RefSeq and is a predicted model, not a curated record. Gene Ontology annotation, cellular component: Z disc; A band; cytoplasm. The transcript is spliced from 30 exons. NCBI's taxonomy places the organism in Eukaryota, Metazoa, Chordata, Aves, Psittaciformes, Psittacidae.
GCGGUGUUAUGCUAAGGAGGCGGCCGCCGCCCCGCCCCUUCGGCUGCCUCCCGCCCUGCGCCCUCCAUCUGGGUGGGUGAGCGAGCGAGGGCGAGUGCGGGCCCCGGUGCGGUGUGGGAUACUGGCGGUAUAUAGUCUAUCCUCGGUGCGGCGGUAGCGGAGGGGCCAGGCAGGAGCGGGGUAUGAAGAUGGCGGACGCCAAGCAGAAGCGGAACGAACAGCUGAAGCGCUGGAUCGGCUCCGAGACCGACCUGGAGCCGCCCGUGGUCAAGCGCAAAAAGACCAAGGUGAAGUUCGACGACGGCGCCGUCUUCCUGGCCGCCUGCUCCAGUGGGGACACCGAGGAGGUGCUGCGGCUGCUGGAGCGGGGCGCCGACAUCAACUACGCCAAUGUGGACGGGCUCACCGCGCUCCACCAGGCUUGUAUAGAUGAUAACGUAGAUAUGGUGAAAUUUCUGGUGGAAAAUGGAGCAAAUAUUAAUCAACCAGAUAAUGAAGGCUGGAUACCUCUACAUGCAGCUGCUUCCUGUGGAUAUCUUGAUAUAGCAGAGUAUUUAAUUAGUCAAGGAGCACAUGUAGGAGCUGUAAAUAGUGAAGGAGACACUCCAUUAGAUAUUGCUGAAGAAGAGGCAAUGGAAGAGCUGCUUCAGAAUGAAGUAAAUAGACAAGGGGUUGAUAUAGAGGCAGCUCGAAAAGAAGAAGAACGAAUAAUGCUAAGAGAUGCAAGACAGUGGCUCAACAGCGGCCAUAUAAGUGAUGUCAGGCAUGCAAAAUCUGGUGGUACAGCACUUCAUGUAGCUGCUGCUAAGGGCUAUACAGAAGUCUUAAAGCUUUUAAUACAGGCUCGAUACGAUGUAAAUAUUAAAGAUUAUGAUGGCUGGACACCACUUCAUGCUGCUGCUCACUGGGGUAAAGAAGAAGCAUGUCGCAUUUUAGUGGAAAACCUUUGUGAUAUGGAGGCUGUCAACAAAGUGGGGCAGACAGCAUUUGAUGUGGCAGAUGAAGAUAUUCUAGGAUAUUUAGAAGAAUUACAAAAGAAGCAGAAUCUGCUUCAUAGUGAAAAACGGGAAAAGAAAUCUCCCCUAAUUGAAUCCACAGCCAACAUGGAUAAUAACCAGACACAGAAAACAUUCAAAAAUAAAGAGACACUGAUUAUGGAGCAAGAAAAGAAUGCAUCUAGUAUAGAGUCUCUGGAGCAAGAAAAAGCAGAUGAAGAAGAAGAGGGGAAGAAGGAUGAAUCCAGUUGUUCUAGUGAAGAGGAAGAGGAUGACGACUCAGAAUCCGAAGCAGAGACAGAUAAGACCAAAACCUUGGCAGCUGUAACUAAUAAUGCAAAUACCACAAGUACACAAUCAGCAUCCGUAGCUGUGACAGCACCAUCAGUAGCUGGUGGCCAGGGGGCACCUACAUCACCUGUUAAGAAGUUUCCAACAUCUACAACCAAGGUUUCUCCCAAAGAGGAAGAGAGGAAAGAUGAAUCUCCUGCUUCGUGGAGGCUAGGUCUUAGAAAAACUGGUAGUUAUGGUGCACUUGCAGAGAUUACUGCUUCCAAAGAAGCUCAGAAAGAAAAGGACUCUGCAGGUGUUAUGCGUUCUGCUUCAAGUCCUAGACUUUCCUCUUCAUUGGACAACAAAGAAAAGGAGAAAGAUGGAAAAGGAGCUCGACUUGCUUAUGUUGCACCUACAAUACCAAGACGACUGGCCAGUACCUCUGACAUUGAUGAAAAAGAGAACAGGGACUUGUCUGCUAGCUCAAUACGUGGUGGCAGUUCCUACACCAGGAGAAAAUGGGAGGAAGAUGUCAAGAAAAACAGUUUGAAUGAAGGUCCUACAUCCUUAAACUCAAGUUAUCAAAGAAGUGGCUCCUUUGGUAGAAGACAAGAUGAUUUGAUUAGUUCUAAUGUUCCAAGUACUGCAUCAACAGUUACCUCUUCUGCUGGUCUUCAGAAAACACUGCCUGCCAGCGCAAACACUACUACAAAGAGCACAACGGGUUCUACUUCAGCAGGUGUACAAAGCAGUACCUCAAAUCGUUUGUGGGCUGAGGAUAGUACUGAGAAAGAAAAGGACAGUGUUCCUACAGCAGUGACCGUUCCUGUUGCACCAUCUGUUGUAAAUGCUACAGCCACUACCACAGCCAUGACUACAGCUACUUCUGGCACUGUGUCCUCAACAUCAGAGGUCAGGGAGAGACGGAGAUCAUACCUCACUCCAGUACGGGAUGAAGAGUCAGAGUCCCAAAGAAAAGCUAGAUCCAGGCAAGCAAGACAGUCUAGAAGAUCUACGCAGGGUGUAACACUGACAGAUCUUCAAGAAGCUGAAAAAACUAUAGGAAGAAGUCGUCCCACACGAACCAGAGAACAGGAAAAUGAAGAGAAAGAAAAAGAAGAGAAAGAAAAGCAAGACAAAGAAAAACAAGAAGAAAAGAAAGAAUCUGAAACUAAAGAUGAUGAUUAUAGACAAAGAUAUUCCCGAACUGUUGAAGAGCCAUAUCAUCGCUAUAGACCAACUUCAACUUCUUCGUCAUCAACCACCUCUUCGCUCUCCACCUCCACUAGCUCACUUUCAACUUCAAGUCAACUAAACAGACCAAACAGCCUUAUAGGUAUAACUUCGGCCUAUUCUCGGAGCGGGACAAAGGAAAGUGAGAGAGAAGGGGGCAAAAAAGAGGAAGAAAAGGAAGAAGAUAAGUCACAGCCUAAGUCUAUAAGGGAAAGGAGGCGACCGAGAGAAAAACGACGAUCUACAGGAGUUUCUUUUUGGACUCAAGAUAGUGAAAAUGAACAGGAACACCAAUCUGAUUCAGAAGAAGGAACAAAUAAGAAAGAAAUUCAGAGUGACAGCCUGUCAAGAUAUGAUAUGGGAUCCCUCGGCCUGUCUUCAGGUGAUCGUUAUGAUUCAGCACAAGGGCGGUCGGUGUCACAGAGCUACCUUGAAGAUCGAAAACCAUACUGCAGUAGACUAGAAAAAGAAGAUAGCACUGAUUUUAAGAAGCUUUAUGAACAGAUUCUAGCUGAAAAUGAAAAACUGAAAGCACAGUUACAUGAUACCAACAUGGAACUUACAGAUCUUAAGCUACAGUUGGAGAAGACCACUCAGAGACAAGAAAGAUUUGCUGACAGAUCACUUUUGGAAAUGGAGAAAAGGGAAAGAAGAGCUCUAGAAAGAAGGAUAUCUGAAAUGGAAGAGGAACUGAAAAGUGACAGCCUGUCAAGAUAUGAUAUGGGAUCCCUCGGCCUGUCUUCAGGUGAUCGUUAUGAUUCAGCACAAGGGCGGUCGGUGUCACAGAGCUACCUUGAAGAUCGAAAACCAUACUGCAGUAGACUAGAAAAAGAAGAUAGCACUGAUUUUAAGAAGCUUUAUGAACAGAUUCUAGCUGAAAAUGAAAAACUGAAAGCACAGUUACAUGAUACCAACAUGGAACUUACAGAUCUUAAGCUACAGUUGGAGAAGACCACUCAGAGACAAGAAAGAUUUGCUGACAGAUCACUUUUGGAAAUGGAGAAAAGGGAAAGAAGAGCUCUAGAAAGAAGGAUAUCUGAAAUGGAAGAGGAACUGAAAAUGCUACCAGACCUGAAGGCAGACAACCAGAGGCUAAAAGAUGAAAAUGGGGCCUUGAUCAGAGUUAUAAGCAAACUUUCCAAAUAAAGGGUUUACUACAGCAGCAAAUAACGGUAUUGCACAUCACUAGUAACUCCAGUGGACCAUAGUAUGGCAGUCACUGGAAGUGUGGGAAGAUCCCUUGGAGACUGUCAUUUUUCAGAUAUCCUGCCAAACGCCCUCUUACCUGUGUGUUUUUUUGUAUCAAGAUCAUUGUUUCUGUUAAAACGCAGCUGCUGAGAUGAAACGACUGAGAAAUCUUGUUUACAGCUACAGCGUAAUAAGGAGAGUGUUCAAGGCCAGAUAUGCCUCAGAUAUUUAACCAGUAAGCCUUAGUUGUACAUAAACACUUUUACAUCAACAAAAGCUUUCAGCUCUCACAGAAGACAGUUACUCAAUAAUGUUUUUGUUGUGCCACAAUUCCCAGGUUUUUUCUAUACUCAGUUUUUCUUUAAACCUUAAGGGUUUGGUUUUUUUUCCCUUCUAAUUAUUCAUGUACCAGAUUGUCUUGUACAGUGUUUUCACAGCUUUACCAUUUGCAGAGACCACACACCCUUUUAAAUUACAUAUUUGUGUAGCUACCUAGAGAUGUAUUGUCCAGCCACCUGGAACAGAGAUGCCUGGUGGAACAUUUGCUUUCACUGUUUGUGCAAUAUGCAUUUAUUUCCUAUACAAAAUGCUUUAAAAGUCAGUUGAAACUAGAAAUAUUUUAAGAGUCCUGUUCUGCCUUUAUUGGUCACUUUAAAAAUUAAAAAAAUAAAAAAAAAGUUUGUAGUGAAAGAUGUUAGAUCCUGUAAUCGUCACAUUCAUUUGAGCAGGUACUGAGUGAUGCUGUAUAUAUAAAUGUGUACUGGUUUGAUUUUUCAGACCACCACGUGGCAUGCUUGAAUAUAUUUCCCUAUUGCAAAUGUCUGUUAAUGCAAAUUAGGCUACUCCAGAAUAGUGUGUUUAACAAAGUUCAUUAAUUUUUAUGGUAUAAAGAAUUUAGACAUUGUACAUUGUAUGGAGCCCUAUCGUUACAAAAGGUCUAAACUAUAUAAAAUACUUUAUUAUCUUUUCCUCCCAUUUUUUUUUAUUUGAUAGUGUUCACCAUAAUAAAAAAUUGCAUAAAUAUAACUGCUUCACUACAUUUCACAUACCUGUAUUUAUCUGAGUGCUGUCCAAAACUGUUGUGCUAGCCAAAGUAAUGUACUAAAUCAUCUGAGAAACAUAACCCGUUACACUCACAUUAAUGUUUAUAUGCACUGUUGCUGCCAUGUGAGAAGGCAUCCAAUUUGAUAACACCAUCAUGUCAGACCAUUUUAUACAUUUCAGUGGCCUUUAAAAACAAAGAAAGUACUUAAGUGAAGAUCGCUUUUGUUAGAAACAGCUUUUAUAUUUUCACUAAACCAUUCAAACUACAACAUCCUAUCGGCACAUAGUUUAUUGCCUAAAACCACUGAGCAGAUCAGCCAUUAAAACAAACUGUACAUUGUAAAGCUUGUAGUAGCUAUUGUAUUAUUGAUUAUAUUGUAUACUAUAUUAAAUGUGAAUUUGUACCCCUUCAUUUAAAAAGGUCAUUGUGUUCUACUGCCGACUUGGGGGGCGGGGGGUAGUUUUUUCUGGACUGGGAUAUGUUUUGGUAAGGAAGACAUGAUGUCCUCUCUGUUGAUUGGUUUUUUGAAGAUGUAAGGUUAUGCUCUUACUACCAAGCUCAGGAUUCUUGAUUUUAAAGGUACACAGAUAGUUUGAGAUAUCUUAUUGUAAUUGAUCUGUAUGAGAGGUGGGUCUGAACCAUAGGGACUUCCAUUGUCUUACGCUAACAUAAAAUAAAGAAUGGAAUGGCUGCAACGUAUUGAGUUCUGUUACAAGACAGUUAGGCAUAUUCUGGAUUAUAUUUGGUAAAGUUUGGGUGCCUGUGAAUGAUUAAAUACGUGUUUCUAAUAUUUUAGUGUUUUAUAUUUAGGUUAUUUAUUCUUUAUAUCUAAAAAAUGAAUGGCUACUGUGCUAUAUUGAUUUUAUUGGUAGUACUGAGCAGACCUUGUAUCUGCAUGAAACUAGUUGCAAAACCCACUAUUUUGGAAAAAAAAAAAAAUUGUAUUUUGACAUAUACAAAUAAAAUGAAUACAAACUAUUUUAAAUGUGUGAAAGUUUUACUGAGAAGACAUUGAAAUUUGUUAUGAAUUUAAACCAUGUUAUAUAUUUAAAUUCUUUGGUGGGCAUUUUUCAUUCAUAACGUUAUUCGGAUGCAAGGUUCAAGUACCUUUCAAAGAUUGUAAUCAAAUUGUGAUUAUUUGCACAUCAUUGUACAUGCACAUCUGUAAAUGCAACAGUAAAAAUGCCAUAUUUAUGCAAUCUGUAACAACUUGGACAAAUGUUUAUAUAUUUUACAUAAACCUGUCUGUGUGCAGAA